This is a messenger RNA of Parascedosporium putredinis, 846 nucleotides long. NCBI's taxonomy places the organism in Eukaryota, Fungi, Ascomycota, Sordariomycetes, Microascales, Microascaceae. The record is from the annotation of a GenBank genome assembly.
AUGAGUCAAGACAAAAACGGUCAGCUCGCCACCCGAGCCUCCAACAGCCAGUUCCCCGCCGACGUCCUCGACGCCGUCUUCGUCGCCGUCCAGUCCCUCACCCAGGCUGCUGGCGUGCUCCUCGACAUACCCCAGAGCAUCACCGCCCAGGCCAACGUCGUGAUUGCGCGGUACUGGGUAUCCGAGGCCCCAGAAUCCCUCGAGUUCAGUACAGCCACCGUCCCCGCUCCCCCGCGACAUCUGCAACGUCUACACCUACCUCCUCUCCCCAACCUGUCCCCUCUUCCGGACCUCAGAUGCACCAACCGACGCGGAAGCUUCCUCCUCCUCCUCCGGCUCCAAACCCCCUUAGACUCCUACCUCCCCUCCGAAUCCGCCUACACCUCCUUCCACACCCGCCUCCUCGCCGCCGAAUCCCGCAUCCUCAUCGCCCUCGGCUUCGACACCACCGUCUCCCUCCCCCACCCCCUCGCCAUCACCUACCUCCAAGCCCUCGACUUUGCCGGUCUCUCCUCUUCUUCUUCCUCCUCUUCCUCCUCUUCUUCUUCCUCUUCCCCUUCUCCCCGCGCCAUCACCGCCCGCGCCCUCGCCCACCUCAACACCGCCCUCCUCUCCCCGCAAAUGCUCUACCUCACCCACCAACCCCCGAGCUCGCCGCCGCCGCCCUCUUCCUCGCCGCACCAGCUCGGCUUCCUCGCCGUCGCCCUCAUCAGCCUCGAGCCCCUCCUCGCCCGCCAGCGCCGCGAGUUUGCCGCUUUUCUCGCCGACGGCAUGGUGACGCGGGAUAAAGUCGCCCAGGCCCUUGCCGGCGACCUUACCGGCGACCUUGCGGCUCCUACGCCCUGA